Molecule: messenger RNA, 9215 nt
Organism: Cololabis saira (Pacific saury)
Lineage: Eukaryota; Metazoa; Chordata; Actinopteri; Beloniformes; Belonidae
Exons: 7
Coding region: 51-9215 (3054 amino acids)
Molecular function (GO): catalytic activity
Source: RefSeq, a predicted model, not a curated record
UGGCCUGUUUCAUUAGACCCUCUCCCUGACAUCGCAGGGUCCAGGCCAGGAUGCAGAGCUGUAGUUUAACACACUUCUCUGCUGCUUCUCGAGGACCAACGCCUGCCAACAAAACUAUAAGAUUACAUGAUGUAAAUGGUAACUCUAACCAGGUGCCUAGCAAAAUAGAAGUGGUUGCAGUUCCCCGCCCUCCACUAGUUCACCAGGUGCGGCGUUAUAGAGGCGUUAACCAAGAUAACCUUGUAAAAAUUAAAACCAAUGUACAUUUGGUACCAAUUACAGACCUAAAAAUUAGAUGCGGACUACUAAAUAUACGAUCGUUAAGCUCCAAGUCUCUGUUAGUAAACGAUAUAAUUACAGAGAGCAGGAGUGAUGUUUUCUGCUUAACAGAAACAUGGUUACAGGAGGAAGAGUAUGUUAGUUUGAAUGAAUCAACUCCGCCCGGCUACUUUAAUCAUCACAUUCCUAGAAACACGGGCCGAGGCGGAGGAGUCGCAGCAAUUUAUAACUCCAGUCUCCAAACAAAAAUUGAACCUAAGUGCAAUCAUAAUACAUUUGAAAGCCUCAUGCUUGGUCUGAAAUUCCCGAGCUGGAAAUCAGAGAAGCCAGUUGUGUUAGUGGUAGUGUAUCGGCCCCCUGCUGGCGCUUAUCUAGAGUUUUUGUCUGAAUUUUCAGAUUUCCUUUCUGGAUUAUUGAUCAGCACAGAUAAAUUCAUCAUAGUGGGUGAUUUUAAUAUUCAUAUGGAUGUUGAAAGCGAUAAUCUUAAAUUAGCUUUCAAUUCUCUUCUAGAAUCAAUGGGUAUCUCACAAAAAGUGGACGGGCCGACGCAUUGUUUUGGUCAUACUCUCGAUCUCGUUCUCACCUACGGUGUUGAAACUGAUGGUCUGUUGGUGUCACCUGUAAACUCCCUUUUAUCCGACCAUUACUUAAUAACGUUUGAAUUUAAUUUUGUUGAUGUUGAAGUGCAAAACAGGAGGUAUUAUUUUAGCAGAUGUUUGUCUGAUGAAGCUAUUGCUAAAUUUAAGGAGACCAUUGCUCGUCUUGCGACAGUGGAAAAUAGUGAAGCCUUUACUGAAGCAAUAGAGGCCAGUGACCUGGGUUCUACCUCUGAUGUUGAUUUUCUUGUUAGUAACACUGCUGAUCUGUUGCACUCAGCUUUAGAUGAAGUUGCUCCUUUGAAAAGGAGGGUUUCUAGCCACAGGAGCUUAACUCCCUGGUACAAUUCAGAUAUUCGCAUGUUGAAACAAAGCGUGCGUAAAAUAGAAAGGAAGUGGCACUCUUGUAAGUCUGUAGACUUCUAUCGUGAAUGGAAAGAUAUUCUAAUAGUAUAUAAAAAAGCCAUUCGCAAAGCAAGAACAGCUUAUUAUUCAACGUUGAUAGAGGAUAACAAAAGUAACCCACGUUUUCUGUUCAGCACUGUAGCCAGGCUGACAAAGAGUCACAGCUCUGUUGAGCCGUGCAUUCCUGCAGCUCUCAGUAGUGAGGACUUUAUGAGCUUCUUCAACAGUAAAAUCGCGAGAAUUAGAGAAGAAAUCAACCAGCCGGUUGUGGGUGUUUCUUCAGCUUUAGCGACUUCCCUAGGCUCUGACUUGUCUCUAGACUGUUUUGAUCCUAUAGACCUCCCUGAGCUGACCUCACUCGUCAAUAGAGCUAAGUCAACCACAUGUAUGUUAGACCCCAUCCCGACUCGACUAUUCAAAAAUGUUUUUUCUCUUAUUGGUGUGACAAUACUGGACCAAAUUAACCUAUCCCUAAGCUUAGGAUAUGUACCACAGGUUUUCAAAGUGGCAGUAAUUAAACCUUUACUUAAAAAACCUUCUCUUGACCCAGACACCUUAGCUAAUUAUAAACCAAUUUCCAACCUUCCAUUUGUAUCUAAAAUUCUGGAAAAGGCAGUUUCAAGCCAGUUAUGUGACUAUUUGUAUAGAAAUGAUUUGUUUGAAGUCUUUCAGUCAGGGUUCAGAAUGCAUCAUAGCACAGAGACAGCACUGGUUCGAGUCACGAAUGACCUUCUUAUGGCCUCAGAUAAGGGAUUAGGAUUAGUGUCCAUACUGGUUCUACUGGACCUCAGUGCUGCUUUUGACACUAUAGAUCAUGGCAUUUUACUGCACAGGUUAGAGCAUGUUGUUGGGAUUAAAGGGACAGCUCUAUGUUGGUUUAAAUCAUAUCUAUCUGACAGGUUCCAGUUUGUUCAUGUACAUGAGGUUUCUUCAGAACAGUCAAGGGUCUGUUAUGGUGUUCCGCAGGGUUCAGUGCUAGGGCCAAUCUUGUUCAGUUUAUACAUGCAGCCCUUGGGAAGUAUAAUCCAGAAUCACGGCAUACACUUUCAUUGUUAUGCUGAUGAUACGCAGCUCUACUUGUCUAUGAAGCCGGAUGAAACAGAACCGUUAGUUAAACUUCAGGCAUGUCUUAGGGACAUCAAGGACUGGAUGUCCAGAAAUUUCUUGCUUCUAAAUUCAGAUAAAACAGAGGUUAUCAUUCUUGGUCCAGAGCAUCUUAGGAAGGGAUUAGAUGGUGUUGCGAUGGCUUCCAGUGCAACUGUGAAAAACCUUGGUGUUGUUUUCGAUCAGGAUUUGUCGUUUAAACCAUAUGUUAAUCAGGUUUGUAAAAUAGCGUUUUUCCAUCUCCGUAAUAUUGCAAAAAUUAGGAAAAUCCUCUCGCAGAGGGAUGCAGAAAAACUAGUUCAUGCGUUUGUAUCUUCUAGACUGGAUUACUGUAAUGUGUUGUUAGCAGGAUGUCCCAGUAAUUUGCUGAAUAGGCUCCAGCUGAUCCAGAAUGCAGCAGCACGAGUGCUGACAGGAAUCAGCAGGAGAGACCACGUCUCUCCAGUGUUAGUGUCGCUCCAUUGGCUACCUGUAAAAUUCAGAAUUCAAUUUAAAAUUUUAUUACUUGCGUAUAAAGCCCAAAACGGCUUAGCUCCGCAGUAUUUACAAGAUUUGAUAGUGCCUUAUGUUCCUGGCCGAGCUCUCCGCUCCCAGGGUGCAGGUUUACUCGUAGUUCCUAGAGUAUCUAAAUGUAGAUUUGGAGGGCGGGCGUUCUGCUAUCAGGCACCAUUACUAUGGAACCAACUUCCAAUCUGGGUUAAGGAGGCUGACACCACCUCCACCUUUAAAACUAAACUUAAAACCUUUCUGUUUAGUAAAGUGGUUGCAGUUCCCCGCCCUCCACUAGUUCACCAGGUGCGGCGUUAUAGAGGCGUUAACCAAGAUAACCUUGUAAAAAUUAAAACCAAUGUACAUUUGGUACCAAUUACAGACCUAAAAAUUAGAUGCGGACUACUAAAUAUACGAUCGUUAAGCUCCAAGUCUCUGUUAGUAAACGAUAUAAUUACAGAGAGCAGGAGUGAUGUUUUCUGCUUAACAGAAACAUGGUUACAGGAGGAAGAGUAUGUUAGUUUGAAUGAAUCAACUCCGCCCGGCUACUUUAAUCAUCACAUUCCUAGAAACACGGGCCGAGGCGGAGGAGUCGCAGCAAUUUAUAACUCCAGUCUCCAAACAAAAAUUGAACCUAAGUGCAAUCAUAAUACAUUUGAAAGCCUCAUGCUUGGUCUGAAAUUCCCGAGCUGGAAAUCAGAGAAGCCAGUUGUGUUAGUGGUAGUGUAUCGGCCCCCUGCUGGCGCUUAUCUAGAGUUUUUGUCUGAAUUUUCAGAUUUCCUUUCUGGAUUAUUGAUCAGCACAGAUAAAUUCAUCAUAGUGGGUGAUUUUAAUAUUCAUAUGGAUGUUGAAAGCGAUAAUCUUAAAUUAGCUUUCAAUUCUCUUCUAGAAUCAAUGGGUAUCUCACAAAAAGUGGACGGGCCGACGCAUUGUUUUGGUCAUACUCUCGAUCUCGUUCUCACCUACGGUGUUGAAACUGAUGGUCUGUUGGUGUCACCUGUAAACUCCCUUUUAUCCGACCAUUAUUUAAUAACGUUGGAAUUGAAUGUUGUUGAUGUUGAAGUGCAAAACAGGAGGUAUUAUUUUAGCAGAUGUUUGUCUGAUGAAGCUAUUGCUAAAUUUAAGGAGACCAUUGCUCGUCUUGCGACAGUGGAAAAUAGUGAAGCCUUUACUGAAGCAAUAGAGGCCAGUGACCUGGGUUCUACCUCUGAUGUUGAUUUUCUUGUUAGUAACACUGCUGAUCUGUUGCACUCAGCUUUAGAUGAAGUUGCUCCUUUGAAAAGGAGGGUUUCUAGCCACAGGAGCUUAACUCCCUGGUACAAUUCAGAUAUUCGCAUGUUGAAACAAAGCGUGCGUAAAAUAGAAAGGAAGUGGCACUCUUGUAAGUCUGUAGACUUCUAUCGUGAAUGGAAAGAUAUUCUAAUAGUAUAUAAAAAAGCCAUUCGCAAAGCAAGAACAGCUUAUUAUUCAACGUUGAUAGAGGAUAACAAAAGUAACCCACGUUUUCUGUUCAGCACUGUAGCCAGGCUGACAAAGAGUCACAGCUCUGUUGAGCCGUGCAUUCCUGCAGCUCUCAGUAGUGAGGACUUUAUGAGCUUCUUCAACAGUAAAAUCGCGAGAAUUAGAGAAGAAAUCAACCAGCCGGUUGUGGGUGUUUCUUCAGCUUUAGCGACUUCCCUAGGCUCUGACUUGUCUCUAGACUGUUUUGAUCCUAUAGACCUCCCUGAGCUGACCUCACUCGUCAAUAGAGCUAAGUCAACCACAUGUAUGUUAGACCCCAUCCCGACUCGACUAUUCAAAAAUGUUUUUUCUCUUAUUGGUGUGACAAUACUGGACCAAAUUAACCUAUCCCUAAGCUUAGGAUAUGUACCACAGGUUUUCAAAGUGGCAGUAAUUAAACCUUUACUUAAAAAACCUUCUCUUGACCCAGACACCUUAGCUAAUUAUAAACCAAUUUCCAACCUUCCAUUUGUAUCUAAAAUUCUGGAAAAGGCAGUUUCAAGCCAGUUAUGUGACUAUUUGUAUAGAAAUGAUUUGUUUGAAGUCUUUCAGUCAGGGUUCAGAAUGCAUCAUAGCACAGAGACAGCACUGGUUCGAGUCACGAAUGACCUUCUUAUGGCCUCAGAUAAGGGAUUAGGAUUAGUGUCCAUACUGGUUCUACUGGACCUCAGUGCUGCUUUUGACACUAUAGAUCAUGGCAUUUUACUGCACAGGUUAGAGCAUGUUGUUGGGAUUAAAGGGACAGCUCUAUGUUGGUUUAAAUCAUAUCUAUCUGACAGGUUCCAGUUUGUUCAUGUACAUGAGGUUUCUUCAGAACAGUCAAGGGUCUGUUAUGGUGUUCCGCAGGGUUCAGUGCUAGGGCCAAUCUUGUUCAGUUUAUACAUGCAGCCCUUGGGAAGUAUAAUCCAGAAUCACGGCAUACACUUUCAUUGUUAUGCUGAUGAUACGCAGCUCUACUUGUCUAUGAAGCCGGAUGAAACAGAACCGUUAGUUAAACUUCAGGCAUGUCUUAGGGACAUCAAGGACUGGAUGUCCAGAAAUUUCUUGCUUCUAAAUUCAGAUAAAACAGAGGUUAUCAUUCUUGGUCCAGAGCAUCUUAGGAAGGGAUUAGAUGGUGUUGCGAUGGCUUCCAGUGCAACUGUGAAAAACCUUGGUGUUGUUUUCGAUCAGGAUUUGUCGUUUAAACCAUAUGUUAAUCAGGUUUGUAAAAUAGCGUUUUUCCAUCUCCGUAAUAUUGCAAAAAUUAGGAAAAUCCUCUCGCAGAGUGAUGCAGAAAAACUAGUUCAUGCGUUUGUAUCUUCUAGACUGGAUUACUGUAAUGUGUUGUUAGCAGGAUGUCCAAGUAAUUUGCUGAAUAGGCUCCAGCUGAUCCAGAAUGCAGCAGCACGAGUGCUGACAGGAAUCAGCAGGAGAGACCACGUCUCUCCAGUGUUAGUGUCGCUCCAUUGGCUACCUGUAAAAUUCAGAAUUCAAUUUAAAAUUUUAUUACUUGCGUAUAAAGCCCAAAACGGCUUAGCUCCGCAGUAUUUACAAGAUUUGAUAGUGCCUUAUGUUCCUGGCCGAGCUCUCCGCUCCCAGGGUGCAGGUUUACUCGUAGUUCCUAGAGUAUCUAAAUGUAGAUUUGGAGGGCGGGCGUUCUGCUAUCAGGCACCAUUACUAUGGAACCAACUUCCAAUCUGGGUUAAGGAGGCUGACACCACCUCCACCUUUAAAACUAAACUUAAAACCUUUCUGUUUAGUAAAGUGGUUGCAGUUCCCCGCCCUCCACUAGUUCACCAGGUGCGGCGUUAUAGAGGCGUUAACCAAGAUAACCUUGUAAAAAUUAAAACCAAUGUACAUUUGGUACCAAUUACAGACCUAAAAAUUAGAUGCGGACUACUAAAUAUACGAUCGUUAAGCUCCAAGUCUCUGUUAGUAAACGAUAUAAUUACAGAGAGCAGGAGUGAUGUUUUCUGCUUAACAGAAACAUGGUUACAGGAGGAAGAGUAUGUUAGUUUGAAUGAAUCAACUCCGCCCGGCUACUUUAAUCAUCACAUUCCUAGAAACACGGGCCGAGGCGGAGGAGUCGCAGCAAUUUAUAACUCCAGUCUCCAAACAAAAAUUGAACCUAAGUGCAAUCAUAAUACAUUUGAAAGCCUCAUGCUUGGUCUGAAAUUCCCGAGCUGGAAAUCAGAGAAGCCAGUUGUGUUAGUGGUAGUGUAUCGGCCCCCUGCUGGCGCUUAUCUAGAGUUUUUGUCUGAAUUUUCAGAUUUCCUUUCUGGAUUAUUGAUCAGCACAGAUAAAUUCAUCAUAGUGGGUGAUUUUAAUAUUCAUAUGGAUGUUGAAAGCGAUAAUCUUAAAUUAGCUUUCAAUUCUCUUCUAGAAUCAAUGGGUAUCUCACAAAAAGUGGACGGGCCGACGCAUUGUUUUGGUCAUACUCUCGAUCUCGUUCUCACCUACGGUGUUGAAACUGAUGGUCUGUUGGUGUCACCUGUAAACUCCCUUUUAUCCGACCAUUAUUUAAUAACGUUGGAAUUGAAUGUUGUUGAUGUUGAAGUGCAAAACAGGAGGUAUUAUUUUAGCAGAUGUUUGUCUGAUGAAGCUAUUGCUAAAUUUAAGGAGACCAUUGCUCGUCUUGCGACAGUGGAAAAUAGUGAAGCCUUUACUGAAGCAAUAGAGGCCAGUGACCUGGGUUCUACCUCUGAUGUUGAUUUUCUUGUUAGUAACACUGCUGAUCUGUUGCACUCAGCUUUAGAUGAAGUUGCUCCUUUGAAAAGGAGGGUUUCUAGCCACAGGAGCUUAACUCCCUGGUACAAUUCAGAUAUUCGCAUGUUGAAACAAAGCGUGCGUAAAAUAGAAAGGAAGUGGCACUCUUGUAAGUCUGUAGACUUCUAUCGUGAAUGGAAAGAUAUUCUAAUAGUAUAUAAAAAAGCCAUUCGCAAAGCAAGAACAGCUUAUUAUUCAACGUUGAUAGAGGAUAACAAAAGUAACCCACGUUUUCUGUUCAGCACUGUAGCCAGGCUGACAAAGAGUCACAGCUCUGUUGAGCCGUGCAUUCCUGCAGCUCUCAGUAGUGAGGACUUUAUGAGCUUCUUCAACAGUAAAAUCGCGAGAAUUAGAGAAGAAAUCAACCAGCCGGUUGUGGGUGUUUCUUCAGCUUUAGCGACUUCCCUAGGCUCUGACUUGUCUCUAGACUGUUUUGAUCCUAUAGACCUCCCUGAGCUGACCUCACUCGUCAAUAGAGCUAAGUCAACCACAUGUAUGUUAGACCCCAUCCCGACUCGACUAUUCAAAAAUGUUUUUUCUCUUAUUGGUGUGACAAUACUGGACCAAAUUAACCUAUCCCUAAGCUUAGGAUAUGUACCACAGGUUUUCAAAGUGGCAGUAAUUAAACCUUUACUUAAAAAACCUUCUCUUGACCCAGACACCUUAGCUAAUUAUAAACCAAUUUCCAACCUUCCAUUUGUAUCUAAAAUUCUGGAAAAGGCAGUUUCAAGCCAGUUAUGUGACUAUUUGUAUAGAAAUGAUUUGUUUGAAGUCUUUCAGUCAGGGUUCAGAAUGCAUCAUAGCACAGAGACAGCACUGGUUCGAGUUACGAAUGACCUUCUUAUGGCCUCAGAUAAGGGAUUAGGAUUAGUGUCCAUACUGGUUCUACUGGACCUCAGUGCUGCUUUUGACACUAUAGAUCAUGGCAUUUUACUGCACAGGUUAGAGCAUGUUGUUGGGAUUAAAGGGACAGCUCUAUGUUGGUUUAAAUCAUAUCUAUCUGACAGGUUCCAGUUUGUUCAUGUACAUGAGGUUUCUUCAGAACAGUCAAGGGUCUGUUAUGGUGUUCCGCAGGGUUCAGUGCUAGGGCCAAUCUUGUUCAGUUUAUACAUGCAGCCCUUGGGAAGUAUAAUCCAGAAUCACGGCAUACACUUUCAUUGUUAUGCUGAUGAUACGCAGCUCUACUUGUCUAUGAAGCCGGAUGAAACAGAACCGUUAGUUAAACUUCAGGCAUGUCUUAGGGACAUCAAGGACUGGAUGUCCAGAAAUUUCUUGCUUCUAAAUUCAGAUAAAACAGAGGUUAUCAUUCUUGGUCCAGAGCAUCUUAGGAAGGGAUUAGAUGGUGUUGCGAUGGCUUCCAGUGCAACUGUGAAAAACCUUGGUGUUGUUUUCGAUCAGGAUUUGUCGUUUAAACCAUAUGUUAAUCAGGUUUGUAAAAUAGCGUUUUUCCAUCUCCGUAAUAUUGCAAAAAUUAGGAAAAUCCUCUCGCAGAGGGAUGCAGAAAAACUAGUUCAUGCGUUUGUAUCUUCUAGACUGGAUUACUGUAAUGUGUUGUUAGCAGGAUGUCCAAGUAAUUUGCUGAAUAGGCUCCAGCUGAUCCAGAAUGCAGCAGCACGAGUGCUGACAGGAAUCAGCAGGAGAGACCACGUCUCUCCAGUGUUAGUGUCGCUCCAUUGGCUACCUGUAAAAUUCAGAAUUCAAUUUAAAAUUUUAUUACUUGCGUAUAAAGCCCAAAACGGCUUAGCUCCGCAGUAUUUACAAGAUUUGAUAGUGCCUUAUGUUCCUGGCCGAGCUCUCCGCUCCCAGGGUGCAGGUUUACUCGUAGUUCCUAGAGUAUCUAAAUGUAGAUUUGGAGGGCGGGCGUUCUGCUAUCAGGCACCAUUACUAUGGAACCAACUUCCAAUCUGGGUUAAGGAGGCUGACACCACCUCCACCUUUAAAACUAAACUUAAAACCUUUCUGUUUAGUAAAAGGGAACCAGACAACGCUGACAGGAUCUUCGGGGGGGACAGAUUCAACCGGUUUACCUCCUCCCCCCGACCUCACACCACUCCCUCAUACCCCGCUGGGUGCAUGGCCUCCCCCCAGGGUCAUUAA